This is a messenger RNA of Cephus cinctus (wheat stem sawfly), 5857 nucleotides long. RefSeq names its product titin homolog. The coding region runs from base 840 to 5198 and encodes 1452 amino acids. The transcript is spliced from 30 exons. Lineage: Eukaryota; Metazoa; Arthropoda; Insecta; Hymenoptera; Cephidae. The record is from RefSeq and is a predicted model, not a curated record.
CCCCUGUAAUAGUAGCUGUGUCAGUGCAGCAGCCGAUUCCAAAGGACGCGCGAAAAGUGGAGACGCCAUUAGGGGCGAGAGAAUUUUUUUUUGAAAAUUGUGUAAAAUAGGAAAAAAAUUGCAGGAAAGAUACGGUGAAGAGGUUCGAUAAUUUUUAGUGGAUUUUUUUUUCCUACGAGAGUCGAUCAGUACGGAUGGUGAUGGGAAAGGAUGCUGCGAUGGAUUUGUUGCAUAAGGAAAAUAGAGGACCGAUGAGCAUCUUUGCGAUAAGGAAAAUGACCUGGCCAGGCGUUUUUGAUGACUAAUUGCAAAAAGUCUGGGGAUAAAUUUACUCGUGUUGGAUGGAACUGCAUUUGGGUUAGCGACCCAACCGGCAAAUGUUUUACGGCUUUGAGUGUUUUGCACAAAAGUGAUACGUUCCAUUGUGUACUGUACGGCGAGGAGGAAAAAAUACGAAAUAUGGAAACGAGCCAUUAUUUUGGCGGCAACAUUAAAAUUUCUUGAUAUAUAUUUAUAAACUAUUUAGUCAAUCGGGAGCACGUGUGCUCCAAUAAAUAAGACUUUCCAUAAACACGUAGUUAUACAAGUUCCAAAUAGUUGGAAAAAAAUAAGUGAAUAGGAAAAGACAAGUUGGAUAAACCUAUAUGAAAAGUGAUGAUAGAAUGUAUCGAAAAUACAUGCAACCCGGAUAGAUCGAAUUGCCAAGACCGAUUCGAAAUCCAACGAUAAACAGAUCCAAAAAUAGACAUUUGGCUGAGGUAGUGUAAAAAAAAUCAAACUGAAGAAAAAGAGAGAGAAAGAUGGAGGGACAGUGAAAAAGAAGAAAAAUAAAAGAAACAAUGCAUCACUUGUAUCCCACGUCAAAAGGAGAUCCUUUGUGCCCUCUUGGAUUUCAUCCUCAGGUGCGAUGGCCAACACGAUGUAAACGAUGUUUCAGAGAUUACAAGGAGCACGUUGGUAACAAGAAAGGCAGUUUAAAGGACACCACAGCAUCAUCCCCAAGUCUGUCGCCAUGGGAACCGUCUCAAGGACGUGCUGCUGAAGCUACCGACAAAAGAACGUGGGCAUCGACCUCGAAUUUAUCGAAGGAAGAUACGAAACUUUAUUCCCAACCGGAAGCCAAAAUCGGAUGGACAUCGGCAUCUGAUCUUAGUAGUGUGGAAAUUGACGCUGCUUCCAAAUCGAAUCCCGUUAGCAAUGCUGCCCCAAAGAGCCGCUUGUAUGCCGGAUCGCAAUCAGAUAGUUUUAAUUUCCGUCGAUAUUCGAACGACGAAACUAGACUCGAUCCACCCCAAAAAUUACAGAUACAGGGUGUCAUCGAUAACAGCAAUGGGACCACAUCGAAUACGGACGUUGAAUUUAUUAUACAGGUGAGGAAGACUCAAGGUACUGAUUCAUCGAAAUCACCAUCAAAGUCAUCGGACGUUUCAAGUAAAAAUACCGAAGAUGAGAUAUCCGAGAAAGGUGGAAAAACGGAAAAGAACGAGAUUGAAAAGCUGAAAGCUCAAUUGAACGAUAUGAGAGCAAGAUGUGAAAAGGUGGAAAAGGAAAAGAGCGACAUCUUGCUUCGUCGGUUGGCAACAAUGGACACAGUGUCGAACAAGUCAUCGAGCAACGAAGUGAUGAAGCUUCAAAAAAGCGUUAAGGAUUUGCAAGCUAAGAACGAAGCUCUUACCGAGGAGAAAACGAGUCUGGCAUCGAGAGUAAAGACCUUAGAGAAGGAAGCAAACACAAAAACAAGUAGAAACGAGAGAGACAGACAAAAUGACGAAUUACGUUCAAAACUUAAAGCAGCCGAGACGCUUUGCGAGACUCUGAUGGAUGAAAACGAAGAUAUGAAGAAGGAGAUCAGAGAACUGGAAGAGGAGAUAUAUGAGAUGCAGGAUAACUUCAGGGAGGAGCAGGCGGACGAGUACACGAGUCUCAGAAAGGAUUUGGAGCAGUCGAAUAAGAACUGUCGUAUUCUUUCGUUUAAAUUAAGGAAAGUCGAGAGGAAAGCAGAGCAAUUAGAAAGCGAGAAGACGGACCUUGAGAAGAAGUACGAGGAGAUGAAGAAAAUUGAGGAUGCUUUGAAAAAAAUUGGUUCCGAAUAUAAGAAUAGGACGCAGAAAAAGGCGACUGACUAUACGACGAAGAUUCAGCUUAGAAAAAUGGUGGAUGAUAUGGAGAAGGAAAUUGGUGACGUGGUUGGGAUUCUUGCCAACAUUGUUGUCGGUAAGGACGUCGAGGUGCCGAAUAUGACGACUUCGGACAUUGUCACGAAAUAUGAUAAGCUUUCGAAGGAGUACGAAUUGCUGAAGCAAAAGCUCGAGAAAGCUACGAAGGAAUUGGCUGCCGGUGAUAAUGAAACUCGAAAAGUUGAUAAGGGAAAAUCUGCUGAUGAUAACAAAAACACCGAUUCGCAAGGAUUGAAGAAAAAAUUGGACGAAGCUGUCAGCUCGAGGGAAGCAGAAAGAAAAACUUUCGAGGUUGAAAAAUCUGCAUUGCAAGAGGAAAAGGAGAAAUUGAAGUCGAAAUUGUUGUCAUUGUCAGCAGAAAAGCUCAAAGUUUACAAUGAAGUUGUGCAACUCAAAAAAGAUUUGGAAAUCGCAAAUUCAUCAGGAAAGGAUAAUGCCAAGAUGGAGUCUGUCUUGAACGAUCUCAGAAAGGAGCUGUCACUUGAGAAAGAGAAAUGUAAUAAUUUGCAAAAUGACUUGACCUCUUACAUGGAACGUGAGAGUCGUAUAACGAAGACACUCGCCUCUGUUGAGCUUACAAAAACUCAACUGGAUGGCGAAUUGAAGCGAGUCAAACAGGAAUUAGAGAACACGAAGUCCUCCACAUCUACGAAAAUGGAUGGAAUCCUGUCGGAAUUGGCCGAUGUAAGAAAAGAGAAGGAAAAGUUAAAGUCACAAUAUGAAAAAGAAAUAGAGUCGAAAGAGUCGGAGAUAGGUACUCUUAAGAAAAAAAUCGUGACGUUAGAGAAAGCUGGCUUGAAUGCAAAGAAGAUGAAUGAAUUGAAGCAAACCUACAAUGAACGUAUUUUGAAUCUUGAAAACGAGGUAAAGAAGUCUCUUAAGGAUUAUACUGAUCUUAAUUCUAAGUACACUACAUUGUCAGAAUUAAGGGGACACCUGGAAAGUGAAAAUCAAAUUUUAGGCAGCAAACUGUUGGAUCACAAACACGAUUUGAGUAGCAACAAAGCAGAACUAAGAGCAAUACAAGAAACGUUCAAGAAGAAGGAAGCCGAGUGGGUGUCAGAAAAAUUGCGAUUUGAGGAACGUUUACGCUAUUAUGAAAAAUCGCCAAACAAAUCAAUAGAGGAGAACAAAGAAGAAAUCAAUAGGCUGAAAAAAGAGAAUAGUUCACUGACAGAACAGCUGGCGGACGUGAGGAAAAUCAAUGAAGAUCUGACAAGUAAACUCAAGGACUACAAUAGCGUAUCGAAAAUACACCGUAAUUUCUCAGCUGAUACUUCCGCGCUCGAGUCGGAAUUAAGAAAAGCAAAGAAUGCCUUAUCGAAUGCGGAUCGCCUACGAAAAGCGGACCUAGCACAGUGCAAAAUGCGUUAUGAGCAUCGAAUAACAGCGAUUAACGACGAAAUACAAUCGAUACAAAAUCAAUUGUCUCGAUACAAGAGAGAGCGCGAUACCUACAAGCAUAUGUUGGAGGGUGCUCAAAAAACAAUAGCUGAUUUAAAAACAGUAAGACAACGUAGACAAUCUACGACCUCUACUGGAAAAUCGGACGAGGACGAAGAAACGUUGGCAUUAAACAUUUCAGUACUGGAGAAGCAGAUAAGCUGCAUGGAGGAUGAGCUUUCUGAGAGUCGAUUGGAAGCAUCAAAACUGAAGACUGAAUUAGUUUCAGAAAAAUCCGCUUGGCAAGUCAAAUUAUCUGAAAUGCAAUCAAGAAUCAAUGAGCUGGAGGAAGAACGUAUAUUAGCCAGUGGCAGAACAAAAAUUCCAGGAUUAAAAGUAAGAAUGGAACUUGCUUGGCAAAAGGAAAGAGAAGAACAACAAAGACUGCUACAAGAAACUACGACACUUGCUCGAGACUUACGGCAAACGUUAUUCGAAAUUGAAAGAGAACGAGAUAAAGAACGUUUAGAGAACAAGAGGAAACAGGAUCAACAAAAGAAAAUUUUCGACGAAGAGAAAGAGGAAAACAAGAAGAAGUUGAUAGAGUUGCAAUGCGAUUUAUUGGAGCUGCGAGAUGCGCACGCGAAGCUGCGCACAAGUAACGAAAAAAUGAGACGAGAAAAAGAACGUCAUGAGCGCGAGCGGGAGGAAUUGCGCGAUAUAAUCGCGAGCAAGCGACGGCAGGAACAGAACGAAGCACGAAAUGUGAAUAUUUUGUUGCAACAAGUCGACGAUCUUAUGAAACUCUUCCCAGAGUUGAGCACCAAAAUGGAAAAUAAGACACCGGACACGUACACUCCUACGCCACCACGGAGAUUGAAGGGACCAAAGUCAAGGGAGUCUUCGCCAAUGUUAGAGUCCAAGGAAGACAUUAAGGGAUCCAGUAGUAAUUUAGGAGGACGAACGGAAAAAUUGGAAUACACUAUUGGAAAGUUGAUGGAAGUCGCUAAAGAGUUGCAACAAUCGAAGAAAGCUAGUGACGAAAGCAGUUCCACGAAGACUAAGAAAUUCGGGAAGAGAUCUACUUCUAUCGAUAAUGACACUUCGAGUAGGACUACUCCUAGUAGAUCCAUAGGUGACAAAACUCAUAAACCCAGUUUGAAGAGAAAAAGUCUCUCGUUGGAACAGACUUCCGGAAAGAAUGAUCAAAUUAUUUGGGGCACCGACAGUAAUGUCUCUAGUAUGCAGUCAUUGGACGGAUCGGAAAUGGGCGAUCCUCGCCAUUUUAGUUUACAAAGGGAUUCCAGUGUUGACAGUCGUCUUUCGGGAGGAUCCACAAAGAGCGAAAUGCUACAACGCGACAAAAAAUACAGCAAAGGAAUCAUAAGAAAGAUCACUACAAAACUGACAAAAUCAGCCAGUGUUGAUGAUCCAAAUAGUUCCUUUGAUUUCUCAAUUCAGACUUCCGGUUCCGAAGCGAGUAUCAACGAAGAGGGUAAACGAGAGAAGAAGAACUUGAAGAAAAAGCUAACGGAUAUGUUUAAAAGAGGAUCCCGCAGUAACAGUUUGGAUAGAAAGGCUGGUUCACAAGAUACAAGCAGACCGUCUUCAAGAACGUCAAUGGUAUCCAAGACGUAAUCAAAUUGGUCCAAGUGAUUUUGAGAAGCCCUUUGAAAUAAAUUCAUAUUACGACAUGUACAUAUACGUACAAGAAUACAUGAUGCCGUAGGUAAGAGGAUUCGAGCCGAAAGGUGGUAAUGAUAUUCACAUAUGCUCGAAUCUCAGGUAUUGCGUAAAUAUAUAAUUCUCUAUUUGAGGAAAACCCGCAAAAACGUAUCAUGAGUGUAUCAUCAUAACUAUGCAUCAUUGAUCUUUAGAAUUCCCCACGUGUGACUCUCCAAAAACUAGGAUCUUUUAUCCAUAAGUAUCCAAAGACGCGAUCAGAUUAUUCGGCGGAGUAUUAAAAUAUACAAACGUUAUGAAAAAUGUAUGAAAAUAUUUUUAGAUCUGGAUUAAUUGCUAAUCACAAUUCAAAUACAAAAUUUAUCCUAUCGCUCAAGAAAACCUCCAAAAUCCAUCAUUUCCUCUCCAACUUCUAACGCGAGGAUAAAUUAUGAUAGAUGUAAUAAAUUGAUAUACGCAGAAUCAUCAGUGCGUGUAUAUACAACAAACUGUUAACACACCUAACAUGUAAAUAAAAGUCUGCAUAAAAAUCAUGUGUUCGUCGUUAAAAAAAAUGAAGAAAAGUUGGAUGGGAUUAUCUGAACAAAUAAAAUAAACUAUUCGAACUCGAGAAA